UCAAUCCGUCGACACAGGUUCACCGUAAUAUAGCCUACCAAUGAUGUACGAGAGAGAGAAGUGUAAUACUGUAGUUGAAAACUGUGGGUUUUAGUUCGGUGGAUGUGUGCGCGCUGCAGGCACAGAUCUGCACAUCCCUGCGGACGCAAUGAAUGCCAUCAGCGCGCUCUCGGUCUUUAACAGUAGCGUCGUAAAAUCUUAUGCCAAGCUGUGUGCAGAUUUAUGGAUCAUGCAAGACGUUUGAAGAAAGUGUCAGCAGUCUUCUCUCUGGGAAUGAUUCACAGAUCUGCGACUUCAUGUUAGUGAGAAGACGCCGUUGAUAACCAAAAAGCUGUUAUCUUUUGGCGAUCGGGAGUCCCAUGGUUCAGAAUUUAGAGAUACAUCAUGGCAGGGUUGACAGGAAAUGAAAGAAUCCACACAUUGCCCUGUGGGAUCCAGAGGCCGGGUCUACAUCCUGAGCAGCAGACAGGAGACACGGACAAAAGGGGCAUCGUGAUCCAGCUGACCGGCACAGAGGGUGAAUGGGACAGUCUUGACGACAACGACCUCAUAUUCACCUUAGACUGCGAUGGCCAAAAGUCACUCAGCCCCCUCCCAAAGAAAAGGCCAUGUUCGGUUGACGUUCAGGCUGAAGAGGAAUGGGACCUAAACUCGCCUGCGUUCACCGUUCCUCUCUCCCCCUCUUCGCCGGGCUCCCUUGGCUCUGGCUUCCUAACACCUACCCACCGGCCCUUGGCGAGCCUAGUGAAGUCUUUAUCUACGGAGUUGGAACUAAAGGAGUCCUCUCUAAAACCCAAGCCACUUCUCAGUCUCGUCAAGUCAAUUUCCACAGAGCUUUCCCACAGCGAGCCGGAGGUGUCUCAAUCCAAGUCUGAUUCCAAGCUCAAUCUGCACCUGUUGACGCAAUUCACCCAAUCUAAGAACCGCAACGGUGACUCCCGCACCGCCCCUCCAUCUCCGGUCAACCUGUCCCCUACUGAGCCCAAAGCCAGCUUCUUCAGAAUGGAGCUCGAGGACACUCGACGCAAGUUCUCCGAGGCCAUGCAAGAACCUCUGAGCAUGUUCAGUAAGAUCAUGCGUGAGGACAGUGUUGGCAGCCCCAAGCACCAAAGGAGCACCGGGUCAAUGGAAUCUCCGAGCUACAAAGGAUUCGGAAUUGGGAAAUCGCUCACAGACUUGACCCUAGGCGAAUCGCCGAAGAAAGUAAGGAAGGCAGAUUGCGAGAUACUACCGCAGUGCAUCUGGCCUGUGAAACACCGCAAACAUUGUGUUCAUAAAUCUUGCCUUGCCCAUGAUGACCACAAUAGACAGGACGACGUUGCGCGUAUCAUGAUGGAGUCCAACACACAUGGCACCAUGAUCCAAAACACAAAUACGAAUAGAACCGAUCAGCAAGGUUUGCCAGAAGAUGUUGCAGAGCAAUGUUCAACUCCAAAGGGUCUCAUCUAUGUCGCAUUGCUAUCGUACUGCUACUUUAUCUUACCUAUGUCUUCUUAUUGUUCUGGGCUAUUUUUCGGGUUAGCGUUUGGAUUAAUGUUGGGUCUUUUGCUCAUCCGAUGUGGCUCCACCAGACACCCAUCCACCAAGCAAAAAAGACAAAAUUUCAUCCCUUAUAACAGCAUUCUCUUUGAGCCCCUACAAAGCAAAGCUCCUUGCGUCAAGGGCUGGAUGAAUGAAAUGUACGCAUACGAUGUAGAAACCUACCACCCAUCCCUUAUGCACUCUGUGUAUGCCACAUUGGAAGGACCCUAUUUGCGGCUUGACUACCCCCAUAACAACAUUCCCCGCUGGGCUGCCUUUGAUGAGCCCUGCUAUGAGACGAAUUUCACCCGCUAUGGGAUAUUUACACUCACUGGCAGCAAGGUAUUUAUUUUGCCAUUGGCUUUGGCUCGGAAAAGAGUGUGGAACAGGAAGUAUCCCAUCUGCAUACGUUUGGCUGAAGGAGAAAGAGCUGUGGAGGAGGAGACGGUUGACGGACAGGGGGAGAAGCAGAAAACAGAGAAACUCAUUGGCCAUCCUAUUACAAUAUUCCUUUUUGGAAGAACAGGGCGGGAAAAAGAGGAGUGGUUUCAUCAAUUACUUUCUGCGUCCGGCUGCAAUGAAGAGGACCAUUUUGAAUCCGUAUUUGAUAAAUCUGUGUUGCACGUGGAAUGCCCGUCGGGUCUGUCACAUGGUGAUGAAUGUAGGGAGAACAUUGAGGAUGUAUUCCACAGUGACCCGGUUGGCAAAAUAAAGGAGAACAUUUUACCAGACUAUACUUCUUACAUGACCGGUCUCAUCUUCUCAGGAUAUGACAGUCCUCUGACAAGCCCUUGCCAUAGCAGCACCCAGAGUAGUCCUGCUGAUAAAGAGCAGCACAACUUUUGCUGCCAUGAGGAUGAAACAAAGCCUGUCUGGUUGAAUGCUCUGAUUGGCCGAAUCUUUUGGGACUUCCUACAUGAGAAGUACUGGGCCGAUCAAGUCGCAACCAAGAUACAGAGAAAGCUGAGCAAAAUCCGGCUGCCUUACUUCAUGGAUGAGCUGACCCUCACUGAACUGGCCAUGGGCUCCAGCAUGCCCCAGAUAACAGGCACGUCUCCGCCACAGGUCAACAGCAGAGGUCUUUGGUUACAUUUGGAAGUGGAGUACACAGGGGCUCUGCAAAUGAUUCUGGAGACCAAGAUUAACCUCUCCAGACUUGGAAAGGAGGGAGUACUGGAAGCAGACACAGAGUUGGAGACCAUCAAUGAUUUGUCUAGAAUCUCAGUGCUGGCUGACAGUGAUGAAGAAUCUUCAAGUGCAGGAUCCUCUGAUGAAGAUGACACUGCUGACACUCAUGGAUCUCUGGCAGAGAAGACUCUGUCUGCUGCGGAGGGAGCCGCAGCAGGUGGCAGCACUAGUAGGCGGAUUUUGCGAUUUGUUGACAAGGUUGCUAAAUCAAAGUGCUUUCAGAAGGCCACAGAAAAUGAAUACAUCAAAAAGAAGUUUGAAGAAAUGUCCAACACCCCUCUGCUGCUUGCGGUGGAAGUUCAGGAGCUCUCUGGAACACUUGCUGUGAACAUUCCUCCUCCCCCCACUGACAGAAUAUGGUACAGUUUCUGCUUCCCUCCGAAGCUUGAUCUAAGAGUCAGACCCAAAUUGGGAGAACGAGAAGUGACUUUCUGUCAUGUGACUGAAUGGAUUGAAAAGAAGCUACAGGAUGAGUUUCAGAAAGUUUUUGUUUUGCCCAACAUGGAUGAUAUUUACUUGCCACUGAUGCAUUCUGGGAUGGAAAAUGUACACCCUGCACAGGUUUCCCGUCAUUCAUCUGUUGCCUCCACUGAAAGAUGUGAUACGGAACAGACUUCAGAAUUACAGUAGUGCCUCCUUGUGGACAGACAUAAAAAUACACUAGUUCCAUAAACUCAAAUCUGAUGUCAUUCAGAUUUAAUUUUAUUGAAACAUUACAGCACAGAUCAAACGAUCAGUGGCUUUCAAAUAUACAUAAGCAAAUAUACAUAAGCAUGCUGUGGUUUAUUGUGAAUAUAGUCAUAAUAUUGUUUUUAAAAGGCACAAUUUUGGGUGCUUAAUGGUUUUCAUGAAAUGUUUACCAGAAAUAUUACUGAUGUAAAUAAUUUUUCUUUCAAGGAAAAUAAAUAAAUGCAAUACUUCUAUUAGAAGAUAUGGUCAUUGAUAUGUAAAAAAGUAACAAAUACAAAUUGUAGCUCAGUGAAAUUGUGAAUCAUGAAUAAACCACAGCUGUUGACCAGUUGGCAUCAAGGACUGGAACUAUCCAUUUUAUAAUCUACACAAAAAUGAGUUAAUUAGACAUCUAAUACAAUGAUUACAAAGCACAAAGGGCCAUUUGUCGGUUUUACAGUCACUUUCGUGCCAGUUUAUAGAUGUUGUUGCCAUAUUGGCUUGCUUUGUCAGUAAACCAUUUUAUUGCUGCAUUGUAUUUACACCGUGGCAUGACAGCUGUUGUUUUAGGCAUUAUUUGUCAUAAACCUGUUAAAGUACUAGAUAAUUGCUUAAAUAAAAUACAUUUUGUAAAACUGUCAAAUUAAAUACCGCUCAUUAAAAAAGGCAUCAUUUUGACAAACAUCAAAGACAAAAGAAAAAAUAUUUGUUUCACUUCAAAAUUGUUAUUUCCAACCACAUGCAAGCAUUUAAAUGUGAAAAUUUGUUUUGUUUACGGUUUACGCAUUAGAAAUACUCUAAAAAUAAUAUUCUUUUUUGUUAAUCAUGUUCUAUUUUCUAGAAACUUGUAAAAUUUGUAAUAUUGAUGUGUAAUACAAACUAUGCUGUCUUUUAGAUACAUAAAAAACAGGACAAAGACUCUGCUUCUCUGUUUUAGCAAACAUUUAAU
Molecule: messenger RNA, 4327 nt
Organism: Triplophysa rosa
Lineage: Eukaryota; Metazoa; Chordata; Actinopteri; Cypriniformes; Nemacheilidae
Gene: tex2l
Product: testis expressed 2, like
Exons: 12
Coding region: 385-3339 (984 amino acids)
Cellular component (GO): endoplasmic reticulum
Molecular function (GO): lipid binding
Source: RefSeq, a predicted model, not a curated record